AUGAGAACCAGUGACACUCCCUGCCAACAAAAGCGUCAUGCCAUCUACCUCUCUGCCAACCUCCCAUCCCGACACAAAAUGGACAACCAGAUUCCGCACCCAGGGGUGCCAGCAGACGCAAACCCUGCGAACCGUGUGGGGAAAUACCAGAUUAUCAAGACGCUCGGCGAGGGCUCCUUCGGGAAGGUAAAACUCGCAUACCACCUCACAACGGGCCAACGUGUGGCGUUGAAAAUCAUCAACCGCAAGACACUUGCUAAGUCGGACAUGCAGGGCCGUGUGGAGCGUGAGAUCAGUUACCUCCGCUUGUUACGCCACCCGCACAUCAUCAAACUCUACGAUGUGAUCAAGUCGAACGACGAGAUCAUCAUGGUGAUUGAGUACGCCGGUAAGGAAUUAUUUGACUACAUCGUGCAGACGGGAAAGAUGGAGGAAAACGAGGCGAGACGCUUCUUCCAGCAGAUUAUUGCGGCAGUAGAAUACUGCCAUAGACACAAGAUCGUGCACCGCGAUUUGAAACCGGAGAAUUUGCUUUUAGACGAGAACUUGAAUGUGAAAAUUGCGGAUUUCGGGUUGAGUAAUAUCAUGACGGACGGGGACUUCCUCAAGACGAGCUGCGGGUCGCCAAACUACGCCGCGCCCGAGGUCAUUUCCGGAAAGCUCUACGCGGGGCCAGAAGUGGACGUUUGGUCGUGCGGGGUCAUUCUCUACGUGAUGUUGUGCGGGAGAUUGCCGUUUGAUGAUGAGUUUAUCCCUGAGUUAUUUAAGAAGAUCAGCAGCGGGAAGUACACGUUGCCGAGUUUCUUGAGCCCCGGCGCCAAAGCCAUCCUCCAGAAGAUGCUUGUGGUGAACCCGUUGAACCGUAUCACCGUCCAUGAGAUCAUGGAGGACGAGUGGUUUAAGGUCAACAUCGCAGAGUACCUCUUGCCACCAGAUUUGUCAAAGAACGAAGAACAAAUCACUGCGGAUGACGACGUCAUCCACGCCUUGAGCGUCACCAUGGGCUACGCCCGUGAUGACAUUCUCCAGGCGAUCGCCCUCGCCAACAGGGGCAAGCACAACCCGAACGGGGAGAUUUUGGAUGCUUACAAGUUGAUCAGAGACAACACACGGUUGGUGGCAGACCUUAAAAAGACCAAGCAGCUGAACAUGGACUCGUUCUUGAUGCAGUCGCCACCAGUAUCGAACCACCAGUCAGUCUCGAUCGAAGCGCCACAACCGGUUUCCAAUGUGGCUAACUCCACGAUUGCGAUUUUGCCGUCGUCUUUGCCACAGCUUCACCGCGCGUACAUCAUGGAACACUUGACGCCAGAGCAACAGCAGGUGAUCCAGUCAAAGAACUUGACCCCAUUGUCGACUAAAAAGUCGAAAACCAGGUGGCACUUCGGGAUUCGCUCGCGCUCGUAUCCGCUUGACGUGAUGGGCGAGAUUUACCGCGCGUUGCAGAACUUGGGCGCCGAGUGGUCCAAGCCGUCGGAGGAGGAGUUGUGGACUAUUCGUGUGCGGUGGAAGUACUCGCCGGCAAAGCCCACAGUUGACGCAGACUUGGACGAUUUCCACAAACCUGAGGAGGAGGAGGAGGAGCCGGUGAGCAACACUCCGGACAUGAUGAAGAUGCAGAUCCAGCUCUUUCAGUUAGAGCCAAACAAUUACCUUGUGGACUUUAAGUUUGGCGGCUGGGAGUUUUCGAACCCAGAGGAAAACAAAGCGGGGGUGGAGGGUGAAGACGACGAGAUGAGCUCGUUUUCCGCGUAUCCGUUCUUGCACAUGGCCACGCGGUUGAUCAUGGAAUUGGCGGUGAACUCCCAGGGGGGUUAA
Babjeviella inositovora NRRL Y-12698 is the source of this 1818-nucleotide messenger RNA. It is a transcript of the gene SNF1, whose product is annotated as AMP-activated serine/threonine-protein kinase catalytic subunit. Gene Ontology annotation, cellular component: cytoplasm. Gene Ontology annotation, biological process: protein phosphorylation; intracellular signal transduction. Gene Ontology annotation, molecular function: ATP binding; protein serine/threonine kinase activity. NCBI's taxonomy places the organism in Eukaryota, Fungi, Ascomycota, Pichiomycetes, Serinales. The transcript is spliced from 2 exons. The record is from RefSeq and is a predicted model, not a curated record. The coding region runs from base 1 to 1818 and encodes 605 amino acids.